Molecule: messenger RNA, 1872 nt
Organism: Cyanidioschyzon merolae strain 10D
Lineage: Eukaryota; Rhodophyta; Bangiophyceae; Cyanidiales; Cyanidiaceae
Product: similar to oxidoreductase
Exons: 1
Coding region: 1-1872 (623 amino acids)
Molecular function (GO): oxidoreductase activity
Source: RefSeq, a predicted model, not a curated record
AUGGCACAAGUCUUGGCUUUGAGCGAUAGGUGCUGCGGCUGCCUCGAGAGGCGAUCGCUUCUACUUUACAGCCUCGUUUUAGGGAGCGAGAUCAACGAAGGUUUCCAGGAGCGACCUCUCAGCGUGCGUACUGGUGAUGCCUUCCGAGUUCACUGUGAUUCUCAUAUGAACCCGACGACCUUGUUUGUUCUGCACGCCGGUGCCGAUGCCGGUGCUAGCGUUCAGGUGUUGGGCAGCAGUUUCUCGGCAUCGAGAAAGCACCCGAGGUGCCUUGUACGCAAACGGCAACCGGAGCGACGAGGGCGUCUACAGCGUUUCUCAUCACCAGCGUGGAGGCAACGUCUUCGUCGGCAGGUGCUCCAGGCACAAGUCGAGCUGCCGCAGGUGCGCAUCGUCGGGGCCGGCCUUGCCGGACUCACCACCGCCAUUGCACUCAUCGAGGAGUACGGUUGGGAUCCAGCCAGCGUGUCCAUCUUCGAAGCAUCGGACACUGUUGGCGGGAGGGUUCGCACGGACCGCCUCCCUGAGGGCUACCUUCUCGACCGCGGUUUCCAGGUGGUGCUCGAGGCAUACCCCGAGCAGAAACGGCUCUUUCGGGUGACGGGAGCAGCAUAUCCCGACGAACUGAAACUGCGGCGCUUUCUGCCCGGUGCUACGGUACGUCUUCCGAACGGUACCUGGGCCUAUGUGGGAGACCCGUUGCGCAGCGACCUCGGGGAUGUCUGGACAACGCUGCUAGCGCCUCUGGGAACCAUCCAAGACAAGGCACGAGUCGGUUGGAUGCGUCUUCAGACGCAGUUGCGAUACACUUCGAACCCGAACAGCAUUCUGGAGCAAGUCAACAUGAACGGCAACCGGGAGGAGACGGCAGAGGAGGCGCUCGCCGCACUGACACCUGGCUUGCGGCAAUCGUUCUUCUCCCCGUUCUAUCGAGGCAUCUUCUUGGAUGAACUGUACAACAUCUCGUCUCGUCUCUUUCGCUACGUUUACCACAUGCUUGCGGUCGGGUAUGCAUCGCUACCCGAUAAUGGUCACGGUAUCGGGGCACUGCCGCGUUUCCUCGCCCAGCGGCUGCGAGACGAGCACGGCCUGACGAUUCACUAUGGCCAGCGAGUGACCGACUUGUCGACGCUGGCGGACAGAGCUGUGCUUGUUCUGGCAGCCGACGUUGCCUCGACAAAGAAACUCUUGGAGCAGGCGAGCGUCGCGAACCGUUUCUCGCCGAAAGCGCAGGCAGAUAUACGGAAGUUGCUGUGUGGCUGGCUCGCUGCCGGUGCCGACGGUGUCCAUGAGACGCUGCAGCGCGUCUCAACGUGCCUCUACUUUGGAGGAGAGGGCGCUGAGCCACCAGAAGCGCUCAUAACCCGACCGAGAUCCCUGGUGCUCGCGGCAGACGCCCCGAGUCCUUCGGGGAUGCCACGUCGCCCGCUCGUCAACAACUUGUGCUUCCCGUCGGCGGUUGCUCGUUCGUAUGCUCCAUCGAACAAGUACCUAGUGAGCUGCACAGUCGUGGAGACAGCGCUUCACCAGCAACUCGAUCCAAAAGACAAUGACCUGCUUCCAGGCGGUGAGCUGGAAGCGCUCGUGCGUACCCAGCUCUACAAAUGGUAUCCUAGUCAACGACACCUUCUCGAUGACUGGAGCUUCCUUCGAGGAUAUCGUGUGCGCGGCGCUCAGCCGCGACAGCGUCUCAACGGGGAGCGUUUUGUGAUGCCCAACGAGGACGGCUGUUUGGACGCUGGUCGACUCUACGUCUGUGGCGACUGGUGCGAUACCCCGACUGCGAACGGAGCGAUCCACUCGGGUUAUCGUGUUGCUGGCGGUAUUGCCAAGGCGUUUGGCGUCCACUCGAGAAGCACCUCCAGCCGCUAG